AUAAAAACUGUAAGCUGGGACAAUUUUUUAAAAGGGGUGGGAAUGACUUAUAGUAUUUGAAAUCUUACAAAAAAAUUUUAUCAAUUUAAGUGAUUUGUUCUUAUAUUAUAUAGUAAAUACUCAUGUUGGUCAUUUUUCUGUUGAAUACAAUUAUUUUAAUUGGCUUAAUACACAAGCAAAUGUAGCCUUUUUUAUUUCCAACUUGUUCUAUACUUUUCAUGCAGCAUGUCGGCUUUCCCGAACAUCACGUCCUCUCCCAUCAUCUUCCUGCUAACUGGCGUUCCUGGGCUGGAAGCCUUCCACACCUGGAUCUCCAUCCCUUUCUGCCUCCUCUAUGCAACCGCCCUGUCAGGGAACAGCCUGAUUCUCUUCAUCAUCGUCACUCAGCCCAGCCUCCACGAACCCAUGUAUUAUUUCCUCUCCAUGCUGUCCACCACUGACCUCGGUCUGUCCAUAUCCACACUGGUCACCAUGUUGGGGAUAUUCUGGGUCAAUGCCAGGGAGAUCAGCUUCAAUGCCUGCUUGUCACAGAUGUUCUUUAUUAAGCUGUUCACUGUCAUGGAAUCCUCUGUGCUAUUGGCUAUGGCUUUUGAUCGUUUUGUGGCCAUCUCUAACCCUCUUAGAUAUGUCACUAUUUUAACUGAGUCCAGAAUAGCUAAAAUUGGGGUGGCAAUUGUCAUCAGAGGGACCUUAAUGCUCACACCAAUGGUUGCACUUCUUAAACGACUCUCCUUCUGCCGCAGCCGCGUGCUGCACCAUUCUUACUGCUUCCAUCCUGAUGUGAUGAAGCUCUCUUGCACAGACACCAGGAUCAACAGUGCAGUUGGGCUGACUGCCAUGAUUUCUACUGUCGGUGUGGACUCCAUCUUCAUUGUCUUUUCAUAUGUUUUGAUCAUUAGGACUGUCCUCAGCAUUGCCUCCCCAGAGGAGAGGAAAAAAGCCUUCAGCACAUGUAUCUCCCAUAUUGGGGCUGUGGCUGUGUUCUACAUGCCAUUGAUCAGUCUGUCCUUUGUUCAUAGAUUUGGAAAGCAAGCCCCACCCUAUGUGCAUACCAUGAUUGCUAACACCUAUGUGCUGAUCCCUCCUGUAGUGAAUCCCAUAAUCUAUAGUGUGAAAACCAAGCAGAUACGCAGCACUGUAAUAAAAAUUUUCCACUCUAAAGAAACAUAGAAUUAAGGAAUUCUAGAACUAGGCAAUCCAUUAAAGGUGAUCUACUUCAGGUCAUGUUAACAAUUAAAAGCAAAAGAAAAUCUGGUGCCCACCAGAGCCAAGUAUGCAAUCAUUUAAAGUUAAAGCUAGAAUGUAGCUAGAUCAUUAACUACUUUAAUUCCUUCAUUUUACAUGUGAGAUGGCAGAGAUACAAAAAUGGGAAGCAUGAACUGUUUAAGCAUCAGGUCUAGAAAUCUCUUUAUCAUUUAUUGUUCCAAACUGUUGUUGUCUUCUAUCCCUGUCAAUAACCUCAGAAUUACAUUAUGAAAAACUCACUUCUUGAAUAAAAAUAGAUAAUAUUUUCUGACCACAAUAAUAAUUUUAACUAACAUUUUCUAUUUUUCUGAUAAGUUAUAAUUCUAUUUCCUAAAUGAAUUAACCUCUAAUUUAUACUAGGGAAAUAUACAGCAAUAAAAACAUAAUUUCUUUAAAAAGAAAAUAUAAAACUCUAUCCUCUGAAAAUGUUUAACCGUAUUAGAGAGGAAAACCUCAGGUCAAGAUCUUCAAACCUCACAAAGUUUUCCUAGCUGAUGAUCUCUCCUAAAACAAAAAAUUCCAGAAUUUCUCUGAGCCCUCCCUUAACUUUCUGCUCCAGGAGACGUUUAAAGUGCUAUGAGCUGCAAAUUAAGUACAAUUUUUGACAUUUACCCGGGAAUUUUCAAAUCUGUAUGAUG
This is a messenger RNA of Cavia porcellus (domestic guinea pig), 1883 nucleotides long. It is a transcript of the gene Or51c1, whose product is annotated as olfactory receptor 51F2. The record is from RefSeq and is a predicted model, not a curated record. Gene Ontology annotation, molecular function: G protein-coupled receptor activity; olfactory receptor activity. Gene Ontology annotation, biological process: G protein-coupled receptor signaling pathway. The transcript has a single exon. The coding region runs from base 226 to 1170 and encodes 314 amino acids. Lineage: Eukaryota; Metazoa; Chordata; Mammalia; Rodentia; Caviidae. Gene Ontology annotation, cellular component: plasma membrane.